Molecule: messenger RNA, 3633 nt
Organism: Cyphellophora europaea CBS 101466
Lineage: Eukaryota; Fungi; Ascomycota; Eurotiomycetes; Chaetothyriales; Cyphellophoraceae
Exons: 2
Coding region: 1-3633 (1210 amino acids)
Biological process (GO): glycerophospholipid catabolic process
Molecular function (GO): protein binding; glycerophosphocholine phosphodiesterase activity
Source: RefSeq, a predicted model, not a curated record
AUGAAGUUUGGGCGCAACCUACCCCGUAAUCAAGUCCCUGAAUGGGAUAGCAACUACAUCAACUACAAGGGCCUGAAGAAAUUGAUCAAAAAUGCUUCCGAUGGUACCCAGCAAGAUGGCGGUGAACCCGACUUGGCUGGUUUUUUCCACUCCCUCGAUCGCAAUCUCGAAGAUGUCGACUAUUUCUACAACAAGAAAUUUCAUGAUUUCUCCCGUAGGCUGAAACUACUCGAUGACCGCUAUGGCUUUGCCCUGCAUGCCGCGAAAGACUUUGAUGCGGAUGAAAUCCAGGAUCUACUAGCCGCUCUCCUCGAGCUGAGAGGCCAGAUGAGGAAGCUCCAAUGGUAUGGAGAAGUCAACAGACGGGGGUUCAUCAAGAUCACCAAGAAACUGGACAAGAAGAUUGCUGGAGCCCAUGCCCAAAAGAAAUACCUCGAGCUCAAAGUCGACCCGGCGCCCUUUGCAACUAAUGCGCAGCUACUCCAAUCCCUUGCAAGAGUCAAUGAUUGGAUCUCGGUCCUGACCGAGGUCUCGGCUUCGACAAAAUCUGACGACAACACCUCCAUCGCAUCUGGCUCACUGAAGCGUACUACAUCCCGUCCCUCAUUGGAAAUCUCGCCCGAGCAGAUUACGGCCCUUGAGACCUACCUCCGGACAGACAACGCCGAAAAACUCGAGAUAUUCAUAGUAGAUGCGCAAAAAAGCCUGUCCAAGAGUUGCGAGCCAGCUUUCCAGGCAUUUUUGAAGACCCUGCUCCACAAGUCAAUCUCCGUACGAGGACGAGAAUGCACCGCUGUGCUUCUCCGGAAUAUUGUUUUUCUUGACGAGCCAGAUGACUUGAAUCGCAGGAAUUGCAUUCAUAGACUCAUCAUUUCGAUCUGUAAAGCACAUACAGCUGCAGAGAAGGAGGCUGCCGGAUCAGAUGCUCUUGAUCUCGAAGACGAGAGCCAGGACUUCAUUGUUCCAGCGGCGGCACCAUCCAAGCCUUUCAAACGCGCAGUGCCUAAUGAGGAUAAGCAUUUCAAGACGCUGACGCGAGAGGACGAUCCGAGCCUGUUCCUUGUCUUCCUCCUCGACAGUCUCCAACCUACUCAACGAUCAGGUUUGAUGGCUCGAGACAACGCCGGACGGACUCCUUUGCACCAUGCUGCAGAAUUUGGUGUUCGAGCUCUGUGUGAGAUUAUUGUUGAACACCUGCAGUUAUGGAAGAUGUUUGAUGUUAGGCAGGGUAUUGACGGCCCCAAUUGGCACGAUGAGGAAGGAUGGGCCCCCCUGCACCUGAGCGUCAUUGGCGGUCACCCCCGAACCACGCAGUACCUCCUGGACUCUGAAAAUUGGCAAAAGGCUGGCAAACCCGCUACUGUCCGUCGCAGUUCACCCAAGUCCUCCGCCGUGCUAGCUCUGGCGACGAAGUCCAACUAUAUUGAAGUUGUCCGCAUCCUAGUCAAGGCCGGCGUUGACAUCAAUUACCAGGACGAGCAGGGCGAAACAGCACUGCACGUCGCUGCCAGAUUCGGCCAUGCUGAUUGCGCCCGUUUGCUACUCGCCGGGUCUGACGCGCAAGUUGUGAAUACGGAAAUGGCGGAGCUCACCUACUCUUGGACUCCUCUAUUCAUUGCCUGUGUCGAUGGUCAUUUCCCCAUUGUCGAGUUGUUGCUUGAUGCUAACGCGGACGUGGACCGGGUGGAUUCCUCCGGCUGGACUGCUAAAGAGCAUGCGGCCUUGCGUGGUCAUGUAGACAUUGCCGCCCGACUUGAUGAGUUGACUUCAACAUCUGAACAAGACUCUCUAGCGACUUCAACGUCAACAUCACCACCAAUUUCGACCUCCUUAAACGACAGGAAUUCGAACGGCUUGGGAGCAGCAAUGCCUGCAACUAAGGUCACUGAAUCCGUCAAAACUUUUGGUCACAGAUACUUGACUGACAAAUCUAUGAUUUUGGUGUCUCUUGGAUCCAUGGAUGCCCGCCGCAAUGUCAGGCCUGUCAACCUUGAUCGAAUUCCUCUGGCCAAUGCGCACUCUACUCAACUCGAUACUGCUUUGUCAAUCGUGGUCUCUGCCAAAGGAGCAGAUGGUGAGCCUGAGGUUUUUGAUCUUCCUGUUCAAGAUAACGUCUCGACCGAGCCGAUCGUCUUCCUGUCGUCUGAAACAGACAAAGUGAAGAUAUAUUUUGACCUCGUCCCAACAUACUCGGGCUCCCGCGAUAGAGUCGUCGGACGUGGCGUAGCGCUCUUGUCAAGCCUCAAGACCCAUCUUGGUAGCAGCAAGAUGCCAUUGAAGGGUGACCUGACUGUGCCAAUCGUGGCCCAAGCUGAUAUGGAAGUUAUCGGUACGGUCACGUUCAACUACCUCAUCAUCAACCCUUUCAAGCAUCCCAAUAUGGCGCUGAGCGAGAACAAGACGUACUGGAAGAGUAUGGCUUCGACGAUGGUGAUCGGGCACCGUGGGCUCGGCAAAAAUUUCGCUGCCGGAAGAAGAUCAUUGCAGUUGGGCGAGAACACGAUACAGUCCUUCAUUGCAGCAGCCAAUCUCGGCGCCUCGUAUGUCGAGUUCGAUGUCCAAUUGACUAAAGACCACGUGCCGGUCAUCUACCACGACUUCCUUGUGAGUGAGACUGGCAUUGACGCUCCAGUACACACCUUGACUUUAGAGCAAUUUUUGCAUGUGAACGAUAUGCGGACACCGCGUCAUUCGAGACCGGCGUCCCCUAUCACCUUCGACAACGGUACCAAAGCCAACACGCCUUAUACAGAUUAUCGCAAGGGAUCUCGACUUCGGUCUAUGUCUAUGGGCGGUCCUUCAGAGUCUGUGGAGAUGGACGAACGUAUGAAGCACACGAGAGAUUUCAAGAAAAAGGGUUUCAAAGGUAACUCCCGUGGAAACCACAUUCAGGCACCGUUCACCACGCUGGAGGAGAUGUUUCGCAAGUUGCCCAAGGAGACUGGCUUCAAUAUCGAGAUGAAGUAUCCCAUGCUAUUCGAGAGCGUCGACGAGGAUAUGGACACUUACGCGGUGGAACUCAACUCGUUCGUUGAUACUGUGCUGAAAAUGGUAUACGACCUUGGCAAAGGGAGGAACAUCAUCUUUUCGAGCUUUCACCCCGACAUCUGCCUACUGCUGUCUUUCAAACAGCCAAACAUUCCAGUGCUGUUCCUCACUGAUGCGGGCAGUUGCGAAGUAGGAGACAUUCGAGCCAGCAGUCUUCAGGAGGCCAUUCGCUUCGCCAGCAGAUGGAACCUCCUUGGUGUUGUCAGCGCGGCUGCGCCACUGGUAUAUGCUCCACGCCUUGUUCGUGUGGUCAAGGAGAGCGGGCUUGUAUGCGUCAGCUACGGUGUCUUCAACAAUGACCCCGAAAAGGUAGCUUUGCAGGUGAAACAGGGCAUUGAUGCCGUUAUCGUUGACAGCGUCUUGGCCAUUCGACGUGGCUUGACUGGGGAUGGCAAGCCGUUGGCCAACGGCUCCAGUCCAAAGCCUUCCCGUCUUCCACAAUCCUUAACUGGCAGCACUCACAGUCUAGAGAUACCCGACACCUCGGAACCUCUGAAUAUGAGCCUGGAUGACCACAUCGGGAACGGAGAAAAGAGCGAAGUUUUGGUGAAGAAUGACAAGAACUCAGGAGUGAAUGGGGCAUAG